Messenger RNA from Ilyonectria robusta, 2391 nucleotides. Its product is annotated as FAD binding domain-containing protein. The transcript has 4 exons. The coding region runs from base 1 to 2391 and encodes 796 amino acids. Lineage: Eukaryota; Fungi; Ascomycota; Sordariomycetes; Hypocreales; Nectriaceae. Gene Ontology annotation, molecular function: FAD binding. The record is from RefSeq and is a predicted model, not a curated record.
AUGGCACCCAAGAACUUCACUGUCCUCAUCACUGGUGGUGGCAUAGCCGGCUUGACAUUAGCCAACCUUCUUGAGAGGGUUGGCAUCGACUUCAUCAUCCUUGAAGCAUACCGGGAAAUCGCACCCCAAGUCGGGGCAAGCAUUGGUAUCAUGCCGAACGGCAGUCGCGUUCUGGAUCAGAUCGGACUCUACGACGAUAUCAGGAGCCGGAUUGAGCAACCUCUUCUCACAUCGCUUCUUCGCGAUUCUAGUGGGAAGGUCUUGUCGAAGUACCGCGGCUAUGGGGAUCAAAACAAAGAUCGAUACGGAUACGACGUUAUUUUCGUGGAUCGCCAAAUGGUUCUCCAGGCAUUGUGGCGUAACCUAAAGAAUAAGGAUAAGGUUCACGUCAGCAAAAAGGUCACUCGCGUAUCGCUUGAACGAUCAGGAGUCACGGUAGAAACAAGCGACGGCCAAUUCUUCUCAGGCGACAUCUUAGUCGGCGCAGACGGCGUUCACAGCAAAGUUAGAAGCGAGAUGUGGCGGCUCGCAGACGCUAUGAAACCUGGCUACAUUCCCGCUUCAGAACAUACAGAAUGUCUCCCUACGGUCUACAAGUGUAUCUUCGGUAUUUCCGUUAUGAAGGACUGGGACCACACGGCAAUCCAGACCAAUCUGAACAAGAACUUUUCGUAUCUGAUCAUUGGUGGUCCCAAUGACCGAGUUUACUGGUUUCUACUCGUCAACAUGGGCCAAACGUACCGUGGCAAAGAGCCCCCGCGAUUCACGAAACAAGACGAAGAAGCACUGGUUAAUGAGCACCGGAACGACAGAAUCGCCGAGUUAACGACGUUCCAAGACCUCUACUCUAAGAAGGUCACCUCUGUUCUGACCGCACUACCCGAAUACGUGUUUAAGAAAUGGCAUUUUAACCGCAUUAUGACAAUCGGAGACGCAGCGCAUAAGCUUGAGCCCAUUGCCGGACAAGGCGGCAACAGCGCUAUCGAAACGGCCGCCGUCCUCGUUAACAACCUGGUACUCCUUCUGAAAGCACACCCGUCCGGUGUCACAACGGCCGAGAUCAAUGCCGCGUUUGCCGAGACGCAGGAGAAGCGCGAGCCGCGCGUCUCGCAGCUUGUCAGAGCUUCUCAUGAAGACCAACGUUUCGCCGCCCUGGAGAGUCCUAUGGCAGAGUUUAUUGCCAGGUAUAUCAUACCUGGCGGGACUAUCGACGACAAGCUGCACAGAUCCGGCGCAAGAAUUGAGGGCGGCCAUAAAUUGGACAUCCUGGACGUCCCGAAGAAGAGACACUUUAUCCCCUACCACGAUGAACUCCCCGGCCCUCGACAGGACUCACCUGGGCUGCUCAGGCUUGUUCUGGCAGCCGUUCUCUGUGGUAUUAUCUACACUGCAGAAAAAACUCUGGCGCUUUCGACAGGACCGAGACCGUCCAAGAUCACUUUCUUGGGUGACACACUAAAAAAAACUUUCACCGGCAUUCCUCAAGUCGACGCUAGGCUCUCGGGUCUCGUUUGGGGCUUCUCUCAAAGUAUUACUGGCCCUGAUCCAAACACAAGGCUUCAAUGCGUCUACUUCAUAGUCAGCAUGCUUCCCGCCGUCUACAUCUGGACACUCGAAGCUUACCGCAACGGUAACACCAGAUCUCCCGUGUCCUGGCCCUCCGUCUUCACCAUCGCCCAGCUAGUCGGCAUCGGCAAAAUCGCGCCGCUAUACUUCCUUAUCACCUUAUGGACAUCUAGCGGGUCAAUCUACACCCGCCCUACGGGCCGGCCGAUUCCCUCCUUGGUUGCCAAGGCUUUGCUUCCUGCUCUAUGCAUUGGAUAUGUUCUCCCCACCGCUCUCAUGCUCAUCCAAUACGGCGACAGCGUUGCUCAGCAAAACGCCAUCGCGUUCUGGCAGGCAUCUACUCUGUACGUCCCCGUGCUAACGUGGACCUCUUACCGCAUUUUCCAGCAAGUGGCGCCCACUAAGUCCUUGGACUGGGAGUUGUUCGAGAACAAGGACCUGCCUUAUCUCCAAGCUGGCUACGCGUUCACGUUCUUCACCUGCGCCAUCACGCACAUCUGCACCCUUGUGUACGCCUACAACAGCCCCACGGUGUCCCUGUCCAAGGCCAUCUUCAGUCAUCUGACCUUUGCGUCCUUUGACUUCGGAGACGACAUCAUCAAGUUUUGGAAGUGGGACAUGUUUCUGUACCUUGUUACCGUGGUCAUCUGGUGCUUUUACAGCGUAUACGAGCUGCGUCGUCUGGGGUACGUGUCAACUCGGACGGUCUUGGUGGCCGGGGCGACGGCUCUGGCCGCGCAAGUUGUUGUUGGGCCGGCGGCGACGUACGCAGGUUUAUGGUACUGGAGGGAGGGCGUUAUUGCCGGCAUGUCGAAGGCGUUCUAA